AUGGAGGAUGAGAAUGAAGUUGGACUACCCGCAAAGGGUAUCAGUAUGAUCAUCAAAGAAGUACUGCCGGAAAUGCGAAUCGCAAAUGAAUCACGUGAACUGUUCGCCGCAUGUUGUGUAGAAUUCGUGAAGUAUGUGGCAAGAGGAGCCCAACAUGUUAGUGGAAACGAUCAACGGAAGACUAUCUACCAUGAACAUGUGCUGAAGGCGUUACAGCUGCUACAGUUUCCACCAGAUUAUGCAGAGGCUGCCGACAGCGUGCUCGGCGAGUGUAAGGUUAGCUUAUUAAAGCGUUGCACUAGAGACGCUAAGGGGAAUAUUUUGGGAUCUCCCUGA
This is a messenger RNA of Ostertagia ostertagi, 336 nucleotides long. Lineage: Eukaryota; Metazoa; Nematoda; Chromadorea; Rhabditida; Trichostrongylidae. The record is from the annotation of a GenBank genome assembly.